Molecule: messenger RNA, 7086 nt
Organism: Hemicordylus capensis (graceful crag lizard)
Lineage: Eukaryota; Metazoa; Chordata; Lepidosauria; Squamata; Cordylidae
Gene: AHR
Product: aryl hydrocarbon receptor
Exons: 11
Coding region: 1214-3793 (859 amino acids)
Biological process (GO): regulation of transcription by RNA polymerase II
Cellular component (GO): nucleus; aryl hydrocarbon receptor complex
Molecular function (GO): protein dimerization activity; nuclear receptor activity; transcription cis-regulatory region binding
Source: RefSeq, a predicted model, not a curated record
CUGCGGCUUGAAUAAAGCCUGUUUCUUUCAGUCAACCUUUCCUUCUCGGAAGAACGCCUUUCUUAAUGGUUAAUUGCACUUCCACGUGUGUGCUUGGCGAUUGUGUGGAAGACCGACAAUGAUGUAGCAACCGCAGCAACCCUGCGAUUUCCUGUUGCUUAUUAUGGCUGAUCUGCGUACGUGCACGAGCGCCUUUUGCUGAUUCUACUGCAAAGUUGUCGCGUGGGGAUUGGGAAUCCACGGGGGCUCCUUCUCCGCGGCCCUGAAAAGGAAGUUGGGGCGGCUUAGCCUCCCGAGGAGGCCGCCCUGCCACCCGCUCCAGCGUGUACGCACCGCAGACACACAACAGUCUGCCGUCUGCCUGCCUUUCCCCGCUUGACCUUCCCAACAUGGCGGUGCACCGCCCCUUUGACGCCGGCCGUGGCCACCGCCCGAGCCCCACAGGGGCCUCCGCAGUGGGCGGUGGGGCGGGCCCCGGGGGAGAGCGAAAGGUUGCCUGGGCUGACUUUCAGACCGCGGCAGAAAGAGCCGCUGCAGGCAGGAGAGGCGAGUAACGAGGCCCGUUGGGGACCUUGCUGACGACAACGGCGAGGCGGCGGCGGCGUUUGCCGAGGUGAAGGGAGGUUUUCCUUCCAGUCCUCUCAGUCGGCUCGCUCCAGAGGAGGGAGAGAAGAAGGCACCGAGGAGGAGGAGGAGGAGGAGGAAGGCGGGGAGGCGGACGGAGGGGCAGCUGUUGCCGCUGCCGCCGAGGGAGCUGCGGCCGCCUCCGCACCUGUCUCGGAGCCCCCGCCCCGCAGCCAGAGAGAGAGAGAGAAGGCGACGAGUGGGUGUCGCCGGCGCCAACUUAGCACCUGGCUUCUUCUCCCGCCCUCCUCUCCGCUUCUUCAGUCGGCCGCCCGCCCGCCCGCCUGCCGGCCUCUCGGGGGAGUCCGUGCCGCGGCAGGAGUAGUAGGACCCGCGCGGCGGCGAGGAGGAGCAUUCGCAGCAGUCGGGCCGGGAAGCCGCGCUGCGGGCGGAGCCGCGACCUGUUUCGGAGAGAGAGGGAGUGGGAGAGACACACACAGAGAGGGGUCUUUAAGCCGCUUCUGACACAGUUGCUGCUGGCUUUCUCUCUCUCUCUCUCCUGCCCCUCUCGGGUGAAGAGGGGGAAAACUCUGCAUCAGGAGGAGCUGGUGGCGCGAAGAGGAGCUGGAGCCGCGGCGUGGGCGGCAGGAUGAACCCCAAUGUCACCUACGCUAGCCGUAAGCGGCGGAAACCCGUGCAGAAAAUAGUGAAGCCUUCUGCUCCUGAAGGAGCCAAGUCUAAUCCAUCGAAGAGGCAUAGAGACCGAUUGAAUGCAGAGUUGGAUCGCCUGGCUGGUCUCUUGCCAUUCCCUCAGGAUGUUAUUGCCAAGUUGGAUAAACUGUCUGUGCUUAGGCUCAGUGUUAGCUACCUGAGAGCCAAAAGUUUCUUUGAUGUUGCAUUAAAAUCAUCAAUUUCUGCAAAGCCUGACAGAAAUGGCAUCCAAGACAACUGCAGAACUACAAAACCCGGAGAGAACAUGCAGCUGCUAGAAGGAGAACUGUUACUACAGGCAUUAAAUGGCUUUGUACUGGUGGUCACCUCAGAUGCGCUCAUAUUUUAUGUAUCUUCUACAAUCCAGGAUUACUUGGGUUUCCAGCAGUCUGACAUUAUACAUCAGAGUGUAUUUGAAUUAAUACACACAGAAGACAGACCAGAAUUCCAGCGUCAGCUUCACUGGGCUCUAAAACCUACAGAGUCAACAGAUUCUGGGCAGAUAAUGCAAGGAGAUAAUGGUUUUUCACAGCCAACAACAUAUUAUAACCCUGAACAACUACCUCCGGAAAAUUCUUCAUUUAUGGAACGUAAUUUCAUCUGUAGAUUACGCUGCCUCCUGGAUAAUUCAUCUGGGUUCUUGGCCAUGAAUUUUCAAGGGAGAUUAAAAUUUCUCCAUGGACAGAACCAAAAAGGAAAGGAUGGCACUGCUAUAUCGCCUCAACUGGCUUUGUUUGCAGUGGCUACUCCACUCCAGCCUCCAUCGAUCCUUGAAAUACGUACCAAAAACUUCAUCUUCAGAACUAAGCACAAGCUGGACUUCACACCUAUAGGAUGCGAUGCAAAAGGAAAAAUCGUUUUGGGUUACUCUGAAGCAGAACUCUGCAUGAGGGGAACAGGAUACCAGUUUAUCCAUGCAGCUGAUAUGCUUUAUUGUGCAGAGAAUCAUGUCCGAAUGAUAAAGACUGGAGAGAGUGGUAUGACUGUGUUUAGACUUCUUACCAAAGAAAAUCGAUGGGCCUGGGUUCAAGCAAAUGCACGCUUGGUUUACAAAAAUGGAAGACCAGAUUAUAUCAUUUCCACACACAGACCUCUUACAGAGGAAGAAGGGGCAGAGCAUUUAAGGAAGCGAAACAUGAAGCUGCCCUUCAUGUUUGCUACAGGUGAGGCUGUGUUAUACGAAGUGACGUUUCCUCAGGCUGGCUUAAUGGAUUCUUCUCAGGCAAAGGUUAAAAGUGGCAUUGGAAAAGGAACUGCUUCCAAGGCUACACUGCGCAAAGAAUCUGUUGAUCCCAAUUCGCUUCUGGGUGCAAUGUUGCAGCAGGAUGAAUCUGUGUAUCUCUGCCCACCAGCUUCAAAUAAAAUGUCCUUUGAGAGGAACUUUUUUACAGACAUCCAGGAUGAAUUGGGCAAUGUAAUUGCCAGUGAUUGGCAGAAUAAUAUUUUGCCAGUGGGAAAUAACAGCAUUCUCAAACAGGAGCAGACUGAGUGUACUCAGGAAAGUAACUUGAUCCUUCCUCAAGACAAUGUGGAACUCUUUCAGGAUAACAGAAACAGCGAACUGUACAACAUCAUGAAAUCUCUGGGUGUUGACUUUGAAGAUAUAAAGUGUUUUCAGCAGGAUGAUGAGUUUUUUAAAAAUGAACUUUCUUGUGCAGAUGACAUUAGAGACAUUGACAUAACUGAUGAAAUCUUGAACUAUGUUCAGGAGUCUUUAAAUAAGACGGACGUCUUGUAUUCUGGUUGCCGGCAGCAGCCUUUAAUUCAGACCUCAAGCUGUCUGAUGCAGCAGCAGUUGGAACAGCAGCCACUAGAUCAACAGCUGAAACAAGCAGUGGAACAGCUUCCUCACCAACAGGAGUUGUGCCAGAAGAUGAAACACAUGCAGGUCAAUGGGAUGUUUGCAAACUGGAACUCAGUCAGCAGUAUGCCCCUUAACCCUUCACAGCAACAGACACAAUCAUAUAUGUUUUCUGGCAUGCAAGAAAUAACUCAGGAGUUCCCAUAUAAGUCUGAAGUCAACACCUCAACAUAUGCAUGCAGACAGGAGUUUAUUCCUUACAAGCAGCCCACCAACACGGUGUCACAGCUUUCCGAUUUCACACAUAUAGACUUCCCAGUUGGGAGUUUUGACAGGUCAACCUAUUCAGGUUCAUCUGGCUUGGAGGAUUUUCUGAGUUGUUUGCAGCAGGUUCCUGAAAGCCAGGAUUGUGGAAUGAACUCUCAGCAAGUUAUAGUGACUCCUCAGACAUGCUAUGCGGGUGCUGUGUCAAUGUAUCAGUGUGUAUCUGAAGCUCAGCCAAACUGCAUGGAACAAAUGCAGUAUAAUCCUGUGGUUUCGGGACAGCAACCAAUGUUAAGCAAGUUCCAGAAUAGUUUUAAUGGAGGAAACCUAAAUGAUGCAUAUCUACCACAAUUAGAUGUCGUCAACACGCAACCUGGCACACAUCUUCAGCCCCUUCAUCAUCCAACAGAACCAAGAUCCUUUCCAGAUUUGGCAUCCAGCGGUUUUAUGUAGUUCAUGCCAGAAAUUCUGCAGGAUUAUUAGAUCAGGACUGGAUUAUGAAAUGGAGUUUGAGAAUCAAAUGUGGUUACACUUAUAUUGCAUGCAUAUAGGAUUUGACAUCCAAAACCUAACAUUUGGAGGUGGAAGUUUGAGCUGCAAUCUUGUCCUAAAAAUGUGCACGUGUAAUUUUCAGAGUGAAAAUAUGCAUGUUGCAAUAUUAUGUACUACAUCACAUUGUAGAACAUAAGAUAAGGCAAAUGGUUUUAUGGAAGAUAAAAUGGGCACUUUGACAAUCUUAUUUGGAUUAGCAUCAGAAAAUAUUGUGUUGUGUUGGAUUAUUUUAGGCCUUUCUUUUGGGGACAAAGCCAGAGUUCUAAACAGAGGAGGAAGUGAAGCACUCAAUUUUGUUGCAUACUUACAUCUUUCCUUCAGUUAUUUUAGUGUUUUUUUCAGUUUGUCCUUUCACUUUGCAUUUCAGGUUCUAGCACUUUAUUAAAAGAUUUAAUACAAGUAUUUGAUAUGCAACUUUAGGUUUUGUAUGAUUGAAUUCAUUGCAUUCUUCCAUUCAAUUUAGCCUUAAGUGCCUCACAACGUAGCUACCUUAUUUCUGAAAGGAAGUUAUAGGGGAAGAAAAUAACUAUAAACUAGUCAUCCAUACUUUCUGAUGUUCAGUAGGUUCUCUGAUUUGUUUUUAAAAGCUAGAAACCUUUAAGCAGUGUAUUCUUCCUUUUAUUUAAGUGUAUAUUAUGUUUGCUGCAAUUUCAGUUGAUUGUGUAUGUGCUGAGUCUUAAGGACUGAAACUUGUUUUGUGUUUCAUUGCUUUUCUGUAUUCUUCAGGUAGAACAGGGUAAAAAUAGAUCCUUGUAGGAGAACAUCUCUCAUUUUGGGAUUAGUUUUGAAUUUCAGACACUGAAAAAAACACAUGUGCCUUAUCUUGUGUUACAACACUUGUUGAAUGGUCUUUUUUUAAAAAAAAAGUACAAGGCUGCUCUAUGCAAAUACUUCCAUUAAAACAGCCACAUUUGGAGUACUGUGUAUCAUUCUGGUCACCAUACCUCAAAAAAGGACAUUAUAGAACUGGAGAAGGUGCAGAAGAGGGCAACCAAGAUGAGCAAGGGGCCUAGAGCACCUUCCCUUUCGAGGCAAGGCUACAACACUUGGGGCUUUUUAGUUUGGAAAAAAGAUGACUGUGGGUGACAUGAUAGAGGUCUAUAAAAUUAUGUAUGGUGUGGAAAGAGAGAAAUGAUUCUCCCUCUCUAAUAACACUAGAACCAGGUCAUCCCAUGAAACUGAUUGCCAAGAAAUUUAGGACUGACAAAAGCAAGUACUUUUUCACACAACAUAUAAUUAACCUAUGGAAUUCUCUGCCACAAGAUGUGACAGCUACCAGCCUGGAUGGCUUUAAGAAGGGCUUAGAUAAAUUCAUGGAGAACAAAUCUAUUAAUGGAUUCUAGUCUGAGGACUAGGCCACCUCCAACCUAAGAGACAAGAUGCCCCUAAAUACCAAUUGCAGGGAAGCAAUGAAGGAUGGAGGGCAUGCCCUCAGCUCCCCGGUGAGCCUCUAUGUGAAACAGGAUGCUGGACUAGAUAGGCCUUGGUCCUGAUCCAGCUGGGCUGUUCUUAUGGCUAUUGCAAGAGGUUAAUUUUAAAAACUAGUGGAAAGCAGUGUCUCGGUAGUAAAUAGUACUAAAAUUUACUUUUGUAAAAAUUUCUACACAGAGGGUCAAAUUUUGAUUGGCUGCUGUUUUUCAGUUGUUGCGAUGGGGCGUGGGUCUGCUGGUAUUAAAUAUCCCUUAAUGAUUGCACUCGAAAGGAAAAGGCUAUCUUUCUAUGUGAAUUCACUUUAAAAGUCUUCAUUCAGAAUAUGAAACUGAAAAUUUAUUUUAAUUCAAAUUUAGAGAGAGAUGAUCCUUGUAAUAAAAAGGAUGUUUUAAACUUUGUCUUUAAAAAUGGAAAACCUUUUUGUGUUGGAUUUUUAUUGCCAGGUUUUUAGAACUGUAGACACCAGUGUUUGGUGUUUCAUAGGAGAUAAAUGGGGGGUGGGAGGGAAUGUGUACAUGUUCAAAUAACUGUAUACUCUUCAUGCUGUAUAGUAAAUAUGUAAUAAGCACUAUGUCUUUGUAAAAUAUUUUCAACCAGUUAAUUUUAAAGUGUUACACCAUAUAUUAAAAUGUGUAUUGCAUACAUAUGUAUAAUGUAAAUGACAGUGUAGACUCUUUUUAAAAAAACACAAAUAAACCAGCUACCUUCAGGGUGGUCUUCAAAAUUUUUGAUGAAAAAAAUAAUUUCAGUCAAGUUUUUUUUUUACUUUAAAAAAAUGAAUUGUAGGGGCACAGUUGUCUAGAUAUGGGAAGUGGCCAUUGGUAGUUCGAUUCAUUUUUUGUCACUUGGAAGCUAAAAGCAUGUAUUUGUGGGACUUAUGUUCCUGAUAUUUUUUUAAUCGGUUGGAAGUGUGGUGCAAUUUUGUGUGUUCCAAUUUCUUUAAUUUGUCCUUCUGUAAAAGGUGGCUGGGCAUUUUGUAGGAUUUCAAAAGUAAGAUCUAGAACAGUUGAGUAAAUCAUAACUUUUCAAUCAUGUUAAUGGAUUAAGCCAAAGUGUCCUUUAAGGUAUUUGCAUCUUUGCUUUGGCAGUCACUAAUGGUAUUAAGUUCAGUAACUUUAAUCUUUCCAAAUCUUUAAUGUGCUCUUGUUUGCAAGAGGGUCCUAUAGCAUCUUUUUUGUAAAGUGUUGAAUUUUUUUUUUAAGAGUAACAUUGACAGUCAUACUGUAAAACUAAGGUUCAAAGGGAUAAUGUACAUUAUUAAAUAAAAAUACAAGAAGAAAAACCCAUAGAACACACCAGUUUAAACCUGUGUAUCAUAUCGCUUCUGCUAAACCAAAUAUUAUCGGAUCACUAAGUGCCAAGGAUGCAGUACAAACUGUUGUACUGCCUUAUUAUAAGCUAGUUUAGUUUUGUUAUAUGCAUAAUAUCAGCUUGUUUUCUGCAUUAGCUGUGCCUAUAUACAACAAACCUGUGUAUUGGUGAUGCACUAUUGAUCUACACCAAACUUCUCCUCAAAAGUGAUGAAUUUCUGGAUUUUAUCCCACCUCACACUCCCCCCAAGCAAAUUAAUGCCUAGUUCUAAUCAGUAUUACUACCCAUUUUUGUAGAUUGUCUUGGCUUUUUCUCUGUCUUUCAGUCCCACUUUGUCAUCUAUGUUACGUCAUGCAAUUAAUUCCUUAUGUGUUCGGGUAUAAUUUUAUAGCGCUUUUAAUGACCAGUAAAACUUGUAAAGCAUAAUAUAUGGUAAUAAAAUUUCACCUGAA